AAAUAAUGUGACACCGGAGGAGCUAAGCUGCUGGUUUAGCAUGUGCAGUUUGAGCAGAAAGAUUUUUCUGACAUGAGCAUCGCCUUUUUUCAUUCUCAUUUUGAGUCUGAGUUCAUUGUCACGUUAAGGGUCUUGCUCCUGAGCCUGGCAGUGGCAGCUUCAUGGACCUGGGAUUCUGAUUUGUCCAACACCUUCACCACUAAGCUACCACAUCUUUAUUAAAGAAGUAUGUCAGAGGCUCGAGAUCUGGAGAAGAACUGGUACUCCAUCCUCGGUGCGACUCCUAGUGAUGAUUUACAAGAGCUGAAACAGAGGUAUCAGAAACUGGUCCUAAUGCUUCACCCAGACAAACAGAAGCCUGGCCUAUCAGAAGAGGAGGCUGGGCUGCGGCUGCAGAGGUUCAUAGAUGUGGAUCAGGCCUGGAAGAUCCUGAGCAACGAGGAGAGCAAGAGGGAGUUCGACCUCCAGCUACGUGCACAUGAACUGAAGCAAAGCUGGCCGGUGGACGCCUGCGUUACGUUGGAGGACAUGAACUGGGACAGCGAGAAUGAGUGUUACUCGUACAGCUGCCGCUGCGGUGGCGACUUCCUCCUGGAGAAGGUAGACGUGCAGGACGGCGAGGAUGCCAUCGUGUGCUGCGACACCUGCUCGCUCAGCAUCGAAGUGAAGGGGGCUACGUGACUGUUCUUCCUCAAUGCCGUGAACUCGUCAUCAACCCGGUGUUUCAGAGCUCAUUAUUGGGUAGAUGAAAGUAGUGCCUCAUAAUUAGCACCUCAUCACCAUAUUCUAGGACAUUAUUUACGUUGUUUUAAAUUCAUCUGGUCAAAAUGGCAGAAUAAUGAUCAAUUAGUUAUGAAUAUUUACACACUGUUUUUUUGGUAUAAUAAUGUCCAGUAUUAUCAUUUUAUGUAUUUAUUAAAAAUGUUAUUUGUUUUUU
Hemibagrus wyckioides is the source of this 937-nucleotide messenger RNA. It is a transcript of the gene dnajc24, whose product is annotated as DnaJ (Hsp40) homolog, subfamily C, member 24. The transcript is spliced from 6 exons. Gene Ontology annotation, molecular function: ferrous iron binding; ATPase activator activity. The coding region runs from base 229 to 681 and encodes 150 amino acids. Gene Ontology annotation, biological process: positive regulation of ATP-dependent activity. NCBI's taxonomy places the organism in Eukaryota, Metazoa, Chordata, Actinopteri, Siluriformes, Bagridae. The record is from RefSeq and is a predicted model, not a curated record.